Messenger RNA from Trametes versicolor FP-101664 SS1, 228 nucleotides. RefSeq lists its product as uncharacterized. The record is from RefSeq and is a predicted model, not a curated record. Gene Ontology annotation, cellular component: cytoplasm. Lineage: Eukaryota; Fungi; Basidiomycota; Agaricomycetes; Polyporales; Polyporaceae. The coding region runs from base 1 to 228 and encodes 75 amino acids. The transcript is spliced from 2 exons.
AUGUUAACCAAAGCAACAGGCUCGCGGACGAGCGAGGACGCGAAGAAGCACGCUCGCGAGAUCCUCGAGGCGGCAGGUGUCCAAUUCGACGCAGCUGAAGGCGCCGCCGCGGCGGAGCACGAGAAACGCGUCAUCGCUGGAUACAAGGCGGCUUUGCACAACCCGCGCGUGUCCGAGGAGGCGAAACAGCACGCGAAGGAGUACUUGAAGGAGCAUAACGUACGAUGA